This is a messenger RNA of Glarea lozoyensis ATCC 20868, 855 nucleotides long. Its product is annotated as AraD-like aldolase/epimerase. Gene Ontology annotation, cellular component: cytosol. Bases 1 to 855 code for a protein of 284 amino acids. The transcript is spliced from 3 exons. Lineage: Eukaryota; Fungi; Ascomycota; Leotiomycetes; Helotiales; Helotiaceae. The record is from RefSeq and is a predicted model, not a curated record. Gene Ontology annotation, molecular function: aldehyde-lyase activity. Gene Ontology annotation, biological process: pentose catabolic process.
AUGACGGAAAAACAACAAAGUGAAGCCUAUCGGACAGCCGUUCGACAGCUUAUUACAGCCAAUCACAUACUCCAUUACCACAAGGUGGUGGAUGCUUACGGCCAUGUUUCGGUCAGAAGUCCCGACGACGCAGAAGUAUAUAUACUGUCUGGGAACAGAGCUCCAGCUUUGGUUUCCUCUGCAACAGACCUGAUAGAAUAUCGCGUGUCUGACAGUUCUCCCGUCGAUCACAGUGCUGGCAGUGGAUUCUUAGAACGAUUCAUCCAUAGCGAAAUCUACAAGCGAUUCCCUGAAGUCAAUUGUGUUAUCCACAGUCAUGCUGAGGCAGUACUGCCUUACGUUGCUGGAAAUGUUGAAAUGAAACCGACUUUUCAUAUAGCUGGAUUCCUAGGUACCAAAGUUCCAGUCUACAACAUCGCCACGUCUUAUGAGAAAAUGUCCUCAUAUGAGAAAGAAGUCCAACAAGAUAUGCUUAUUAGCAAUGAUCAGUAUGGCUUCGACCUUGCAAACCACUUUUCCAAGCGAGGAUCUUGGUCUUGCGAUCACAAUGUAGUACUCAUGACCAACCAUGGCUUCACAGCAGUCGGAUCUAGCAUCAAGCAGUCCGUAUAUCGAGCUGUGUACACAUGCGUCAACGCCGAUGUUCAAACAAAGGCUAUGAUGAUCAGCUCAGCAAGAGCAAGCCAGGGCGCAUCGAGGAGCGAGCCUGUCUACUUGACCGAGAAACAGGCGCGUGGGUGUCAAAAAAUGAAUGAUGCUACAAUGGACCGGCCAUGGGGACUUUGGGAAAGGGAAGUCGAGGUUUGUCCUCUAUACCGGAACGACGAACUAGAAUCCAAGACUUCAGCUCCUUGA